Molecule: messenger RNA, 1200 nt
Organism: Nasonia vitripennis (jewel wasp)
Lineage: Eukaryota; Metazoa; Arthropoda; Insecta; Hymenoptera; Pteromalidae
Product: probable DNA double-strand break repair Rad50 ATPase
Exons: 2
Coding region: 169-948 (259 amino acids)
Source: RefSeq, a predicted model, not a curated record
UAUGUGAGGACACGUGUAGUGACGGUAACGCCCUCUCGAUGAUAGUUUAAAAAGUUGAUUACGGAACGUCAAUGUUUGUGAUUUUGUGAACCGAAAAGUUACAACUAAUAAUCUCAAAUUCCCCUUUUAUUUUUGUUUUUAAAUGAAACUUGAUUAAAUGCACACGCGAUGGAUUCCAUCAAAAGGGCUGACAGCACGCAUAGCAUCUCCUCUAUUGUUUCUGACUGCAGUCCAAACAAUGAUGAUCCAGAAAUCAAGACAAAAACAAAUUCUAUGUUGAAACUUAUACUAGAAGCAAUUUCUGAUACGAAUGCUGAAAACUCAGCAUUGGGAAAUGAAGUUUUAGAAUUGCUCAAUAUUUUAAAAUUUGACACAAAAUCAUUGCCCACUGAUAUCAGAGAAGGACUACAAACGACCUCAGCUAUUUUGAAAUCUGAAGGAUUACCUGCAGUUGACGAGACAGCUUUACAAUUAUGCUUGGAAAAGAAGAAGAUACAGAGCAAAAUGAAGGAACGAGAAGAGAGAUUACUUAAAGCAAAAUAUAAUGCUGCAUUUGCAAAGUACAAUGCUCUACAAGAAAAGUUGAAUCGUAUACGGAAAGAAAUUGAAGAAAUUGAGGAUACACUACAGUUGAAAAUGUCCAACGAUGAAAACACAGAGUCUGAUAGAAUCCUUUGGUCAAACAGACUUCAUGAUUACAAAGAUGCAAUUAAGAAAAUGGAACAAGAGUUGGAUACUUUACAGAGCAAAGAAAUCGGACUCGAUAGCACACUUCAAAAAUCAUCGCUGUUAAUGAAUAAGUUGAAUGAUCUCAGUCAACUUAACAGUAGUUUAAAACGAUAUGGUGAUCUUCCACCUAAUUUAUUACAAGCAAAAAUUAUGUUAGAAAGUAAGACGCAAGAGUUGGAAGAAAUCGAAAAUUUGAUAUAUGAAAAAAUGAAUAAUUAAAGCGCAAUGCAUUUAUUAAUAGCUUUUAGAAUAAGAUCUAUUAAAAAAAAAUAUAAGUUUAUUUUCAACGCGAUUGCGAAAAUUGUUAAAAUACAUUUUUUUAGUAGGCUUACUAUUGUUAGAGGUAUUCUAUUUUUGCAGUAUUAUUUUAUAUCACUUGAUCUUUACAAAAGAGAAGUAAAUUGUAAACAUAUAUUUUAAUAAGUAUUGUAUAAAAUAUUUUCAAUAAAUAUGUAGGAUAUUAUUUGAAAA